AUGGACUGGGCUAGGAAGCUUGGUGAUGCUCUCUCGGCAUAUCGGACGGCAUUCAAGACUCCUAUUAGCAUGUCCCCAUAUCAGUUGGUCUAUGGUAAAAACUGUCACUUGCCAGUUGAGUUGGAGCACAGAGCGUAUUGGACAAUAAAGUUCCUGAACUUUGAUGCAAAGGCUGCAGAAGAGAAGAGGCUCCUUCAACUGAAUAAGCUUAAGCUCUUUCCCCAGAAGCUGAAAUCCCAGUGGUCAGGACCAUUUGUGGUAACUAGAGUGUCGCCAUAUGGUCAUGUGGAACUUUGGGAAGAAAACUCAGAUAGAAGGUUCACUGUCAAUGGCCAGAGGAUAAAGCACUAUCUUGGAGGUGAGAUUGAUUUUCAGAAGCCCGUUUAA
Messenger RNA from Arachis stenosperma, 387 nucleotides. RefSeq lists its product as uncharacterized. The transcript has 2 exons. The coding region runs from base 1 to 387 and encodes 128 amino acids. Gene Ontology annotation, molecular function: nucleic acid binding. NCBI's taxonomy places the organism in Eukaryota, Viridiplantae, Streptophyta, Magnoliopsida, Fabales, Fabaceae. The record is from RefSeq and is a predicted model, not a curated record.